GCUAGCUCUCUGCGCAGGGGGGGGAACCGCCGCUGCUCCGACCGGGACCGAACGAAUUAUCCGCUUUUACCGAGCGACAGAAACAUUUUACUCGUUCAGGUCGUGUAUAAACCGUGAGGGGCGAAGGUCGAGACACCGGCCGAACUGAAGCCAGGCCACAGCGUCACACAUCCGACAGACAGAGGACCGCCCUGCACACAGACGCUAUGGAUCGUUCACCCACCACUUCCAGCCUGAUGGCCAGCAGCAACGUCACCAACAAGACCGACCAACGCUCCCUCAACUCCAGGGUGUUCAUCGGCAACCUCAACACCCUGCUGGUCACCAAGGGCGACGUGGAGGCCCUCUUCACCAAGUACGGCAAGAUCGUGGGCUGCUCCGUCCACAAGGGCUACGCCUUCGUCCAGUUCUCCAACGAGAGGAACGCCCGGGCUGCGGUCACUGGAGAGGAUGGAAGGAUGAUAGUGGGACAAGUGCUUGACAUCAACCUGGCUGGAGAACCCAAACCACAAAGGUCAAAAACCACUAAACGCUCCGCUGGAGACAUGUACAGCAGUUCCACGUUUGACCUCGACUACGACUUUCAGAGAGAUUAUUACGACAGAAUGUAUUCGUACCCGUCCCGUGUCCCCGCUCCUCCUCCCCCUCUGUCCCGGGCCGUGAUCCCGUCCAAGCGCCCGCGGGUCAGCCUCAGCGGAGGAAGCAGCAGCCGGCGAACCAAGAGCAGCUUCUCCUCCUCCUCCAAGAGCAGCCAGAGGAUCUCUUCAUCCAGAGCAAAAGUGAAAGUGGAUGAGCUGCAGACCAUCAAGCGGGAGCUGACCCAAAUCAAAAGCAAAGUGGACGACCUGCUGGAGAGCCUGGAGCGCAUGGAGAAGGACCACAGCAAGAAGUCAAAAGCUAAGAGCAUCAAACCUGAGCCGGGAGAAGUGACCUCACCACCUCACUCCAGCAGCAAGAAGGAGGACGGGCUGAAGAGGGUGAGAGAGUGCCAGGACAUGAACGACUCGGACGAGGAGGAAGAUGAUGAGGACGAGGAUGCCGACAUGCUGGAGGAGGAAGAGGCGAAGAGGGACGAUGAUGAUGACGACGAGGAAGAGGAGGGCGAGCAUGUGGAAGGCGACGAUGACAGUAUCAACGGUGAAGACGACUCGUAGGCGACGAGUUGCAACGACACCUGGAGCGCUACACGACUUCCAAUAGGAACUCGGACUCUGUUUUAACACUCAUUGUAGAUACAAAAGGCAAAUGUGUACUUACACAAACACACACACACACACACACAAGCAUGGUGCACACGCGAUGUUGUUCCAUUGUCCCUGAAACUGACUUCUUCUUCUUUUCUUUGUUACUUUCACCAGUUUGUCCACGUUCACCGUCACAGGAAUAGCUAGCUGUAGUUUUUGGUUUGUGUGUUUUUACUGAGUCGUUACUUGUCUCCAGGCGAAGGCAGACACAUGGACACGUAAUGUUCUCAGAGACGACAGCUCGACGGACAUGUCUUAAUGCAAGGCCCCAACUUCAGCUGCGAAUCACGAUUUUUAGGUUCAAUGUGUUUGUCCUCAUCGGUGAGUUUGUUUGCCCUCGUGUGUCUGUAUGUUAAUGUCAGUUUUUUAUACUAUUCCGUUUAUGUUUAACUGUAAAGAAAUAAAUUGCAAUAAAAUAUUAAAAGUG
Molecule: messenger RNA, 1671 nt
Organism: Limanda limanda (common dab)
Lineage: Eukaryota; Metazoa; Chordata; Actinopteri; Pleuronectiformes; Pleuronectidae
Product: heterogeneous nuclear ribonucleoprotein C-like
Exons: 9
Coding region: 207-1154 (315 amino acids)
Cellular component (GO): nucleus
Molecular function (GO): RNA binding
Source: RefSeq, a predicted model, not a curated record